Molecule: messenger RNA, 2581 nt
Organism: Sinocyclocheilus anshuiensis
Lineage: Eukaryota; Metazoa; Chordata; Actinopteri; Cypriniformes; Cyprinidae
Product: ras association domain-containing protein 8-like
Exons: 6
Coding region: 361-837 (158 amino acids)
Biological process (GO): signal transduction
Source: RefSeq, a predicted model, not a curated record
CUCCAUGAUGCCUUGCGGUGUCCCGCGCACUGUUUUUACUCGUGUGAGAGCAGAGCUGCCGCUGCUGCUGCUGCUGAUGUAACGGGCCACACUGACUGAACUUCAGCGAGCGGACCCUCCUAACGGACCUCAACCGGAACCGGACUACAUUUACGGACAUCGGACGAAGGGAGUCUUUACGAAACAUUAAAAGGAAAACCACACCAUCUGCUUAAAUCUGGGUUCUCUGGCGGAGCGAAGUAACAGACCCGGACUGAGGAUUGUGGCGGUCUGGGACUGCAGAUACACGCAGUGAUAAGAGCGGCAUGCAGACCAGAGAGCUUGCAACGGGUGCCUGCAGAGGUGAGGAAUGACAUCCAGAUGAGAGGCAUGGAGCUGAAGGUAUGGGUGGAUGGAGUGCAGCGCAUCGUCUGCGGGGUCACAGAAGUCACCACAUGUCAAGAGGUUGUUAUCGCUUUGGCCCAAGCAAUAGGGCGGACAGGUCGCUACACGCUGAUUGAAAAAUGGCGCGAGACAGAGAGGCACCUGGCGCCCCAUGAGAAUCCUGUAGUCUCUCUGAAUAAGUGGGUAACAAAUGAUAGUACGGAGAGAGAGCAGGAGCUGGAACAGUUAACUAAGGAGCUGAGGCAGGUGAACCUUCAACAGUUUAUUCAACAGACUGGCACCAAAGUAACAGUUCUACCAGCAGACCCUGGUGAGGAGGAAGCCAACACAGAGUCAGAAAAUCAGUCUGGAUCUCUGAAGCGGCUUGGAUCAGCUCGACAACUUCCCGCUGACCUACGAGCUCUGCAGAGCCCGCUGAACACGACCUUUAACCCAGAAGGCAUCUACGUCUGAUUUUGCACUGGGCAUCAACAUUUAAACACAGUCUGCACUUCCCACAUGACUCAUACUCCCUAGAAUUACAGAGGUAUCUGUUGUUUGCUCUACAGAUUCAUCAACAAACAGCGAGUGUUUUUUUACGGUGAUGAUUGCUUCGUCUUGAUGGCUGUUUGACUAAUCCAACCCAAUCAGUGCUUUCUCCAAAUCCUACAAAGACAUCUCCAGCUGAAUGUAUGCUCAGUUUCACUGGACCCAAAGCGCAGUAAGGCUUUGAAUAUGUCUUGAACAUGGCAACUACUGAACUCAGACAGAAUACAUGCUGCCUCAGCCUUCGUUCAAUCCAUCAAACUUCUGGUGCAAGUUAGAAAAUGCAGCAUCAUGAUGUCUUUCAUUUCUAGAAUGUUUCUGAAUCUCCGUAAACCUCAUACACGAUGCGAUUAUGCAAGCAGAAGGAAUUUUAAGGAGAUGCAAAGAGAUCGUUGAGGAUGAUAAAUUAUGCAGUUUAUAUUUUAUGGCUCAUAGUCGUGAUGAAAGCUCAUAGUAAGGGGUGGGGUUUCGCCUUAGUUUGCACUUUAUUGGCCAACACAUCUGCUGUGGAAUUUUACUGAAAUCUUAAAAGCUGAAGAAUCAUUUUCUGCGUUUGAUUGCGCUAAUCAGGAAAGCAGGUGCAUGCAAUAUUUUAAAACCGUGUGAGAGUGAGUAAGAGAGGUGUUUUUGCAUGAAAGCAGCUUGUGGCAAGUGAAAUUUGGUACCUUUUAAAAUGAAGCAAUGGAACCUGGUUUUGUGCUGAACAGCUUAAUUUUAAAAGGAAGCCUUUUAAAUUAUGCAAGUACAAUGUAGUUACGCACAAGUCGUAAUGACUGGCCUAGAUCAACGUGUUCUGCUUAAGCUUUCAGUGAACCUUUUUGGCCAAUAAAUGCAUUUUUAUUUCUGACACUGAAUAUUUAGUUUUAUUUUUUUAUUUAGCUGAUCCCACUAAAAUCCUUAUCUAGAGUUGUCUUUUUUCCCACAUACUAGCAAAAAUCACAUCAGUUGCAUAUAUUUUAAGCAAAUCUUUUUUAGAACUUUAUUUCUUAUCAAACCAAAGUGUUCUGGAAGUCAUGAAUAUCUGCAUGAAUGUAAAGAUUUUUAAGUGUAUGUGCAAAGGGAAGCAGCUCCAAAAUAUUGUUGAUGACAUGAUUUUUUUUUUAAUUGUUUAACUGUAGUAGCACCUGCUUCCCUUAAAGCUACAUUCACACAGAUGCAAAAUGACUUCAUUUAUUUUUACAUUUAAUAUGGACAUAAGCAAGGAGCUCUUGGAAGUGUGUAUAAGUACUCAUUUAUAUUUGCUGUAGUAGCUUCUGAAUUUGUUUUUAUAUUUUUGUUAACUGGUUAGCUUACUGAUAUUUUUUUUCCAAAAACACUAUUUUGCCAAAAGCCAGUAUUAACAUGAUCUUCAUGGAUGACUGAAUCAUUUUAUUUUUUAGUAAAACAAAAAACAGGUUUGGUUUAAAGCGCUGCACAUCAUGCUAUACAUUCAAAACAAAAACCAUCUGCUUCUACAUUUAUUGAGGAUUUUAGUAGAGUAAUUGAGUAGUCGUGUGUUGAUUUCACACAGAACUGGUGCUCGGAUGAUUUGCAAACGAGCAUUCGACUGUCUGAAUGGCGCAUGACUUGAAGAACAAUGUCAUCUCUGUGUGACGAGGGAAACAUUUGAGAAGCAUGCCUUACUAAAAAAAAAAAAAAAAACGAAAGUUGUAAAUAGCAUAUAGCAACAUAU